Molecule: messenger RNA, 2261 nt
Organism: Gryllus bimaculatus (two-spotted cricket)
Lineage: Eukaryota; Metazoa; Arthropoda; Insecta; Orthoptera; Gryllidae
Source: the annotation of a GenBank genome assembly
AUGCCCAAGAGCCCCUCCCCCCUUUUAUCAGCGACCAGUGCACGACCCGGCACGACCAGCGUGUACCGAAAGCGUGGUCAAGCUAAGUCAAAAUCAGGGAACACGUGGGGGAACCAUUAAGUGUGUUGCAGUAGCCACACACAGGUAACUGACCUUCCUCCAUCUCUAUCCUCACACACAGGUCCUUGAGUCGUUGGGCGUACCAGGACCCCUACAGUCAAAUUUCUAGCUUCCUGACAGCUUGUAAAAAAACAGAAAUAAUUAUGGCGAAGAAGUCACGAAUUGCAGGAGUUUCUGUAAAACAGAACCAUGAAGGUCAAGGAAAAUUGAGCAAGUCCUACAAAAAUCGCCCUAAAAAACGUAAAGCUAUUGGGGAGACCACAAUAGACAGUCAAGAAAGCACUUCGAAGAAAGUGAGAUUUUCUAUAUCUGAAAGCAUGCCACCUGAAAGUUCAAGGCAGAGCAAAUCCGAAUCCAAUAUUACUAAGAGGGAGAGACGGGCAAAAGAAAAAUUACCAAGAUUUAUGAAGCCCGAGUUAAGAACGAUUAAAAAAUCAGGCAGUAUUUUUGAUAAAGUUCAACUGACUGCUUCAGGCAAACCCAACUGGGUUGAAAUUAAGAAGGAGUCUUCUAAAAUUCGGAGAGUGAGAAAAGAGAAGAAACAGACCCAUUUUGAAAUCAUACUGCAAGUAAAAAAGAUUUGGGAAAUGGCUCGUCAUGAAAACUUUCCUGUGGAUAAAAGAGCACAAGAAAUUGUUAAACUUCACAGCCUGGUACAAAACCAGCUAAAUAAGUUAAUUUAUGCCCACGAUACAUCGAGGAUUGUACAGGGUUUAUUAAGGCUUGGAUCACAGUCUGUGAGAACAUCAAUUUGUGAUGAACUGGCUCCAGAAUUCACCGAGAUGAUGCAGAAAAAAUUUUCUGCUUUCAUUAUUAAAAGCAUUUUGAAAUAUUGCGAUGGGAAGUGGAAAACAAAAGUUUUAGAAUCAAUGAAGGGCAGUAUUGUAAAGCUGAUGACCAAUUCAGCCUCUGCUCCUCUUGUCGAUCAUGUUUACGCACAAAUAGCAUCACCUGAUCAAAAGAUAUCUAUGGAAAAAGAAUUUUUUGGCAGCUUGUUAUUAACUGUAGGAGAACCAGCUACUGGAAGUAUACCCAACAUUUUAAGCCAUUUAAAUGCUGAAAACAAAGCUGCGGUUUUUGAGAGUAUUAAGGAGAACAUUGUGAAAGUGACUACCAAGGGCAACUUCUCAGCUUUAUUGUGUCAAGUUACUCUGCAUUUCAUAGAGGAAUGCUCUCAAGAGGAUAAACAAGAAGUGUUGUCUUUAUUCAGCCCUCACAUUUUAGAUUUUGUUCACACAAAACCCGGAUCACGUUUAGCAAUGCAGUGCGUGUGGCACUUGGGCAAGAAGGUGAGAAAACAAAUUGUGAAAAAAAUGAAGGGGAAUAUAGAAACAUUGGCAUCUUCAGAAAACAGUUUUUGGAUCAUCCUUGCUCUUUUGGAUGCUGUAGAUGACACCGUUCUACUGAACAAGGUCUUGGGUGAAAACACUGUGUUCAAUGGGUAUAGGGAGGAACUCUCACCAGUUGUAGAUGAUUUCCUCCUAAGAAUAUCAAAAGAAGUGGAGAUAUGGUUGGAAAAUCCCAAAGUAGCAAUGGUGACUUUGGCAGCCCUCAAGAAAGGGCAAGGUGAGAAAUUGUGUAAGGCUCUUCAGGCCAUUGCAAGAUACAUAUGCAGUGAUGUAAAACUUGAUAAUCAACCCUUAAUUGAAAAUCCAGGCAUGAACCUGAUACUCAAAAAACUCUUGAAAAUGGAUGACUUGAAGAAGGAUGAUUCAGAUAAAUUUUCUGUUCACCUAGCUUCUGUUUUAGAGGCCGCAACGAUAAAAAAAUGGAUAUCUUGCAAUAGAGGUGCAUUCCUUUUAGUUGGGAUCUUAGAAGCUAAGUCUGAAGAAGCUACAAAAACUUUAGUCAGCAAGAUAACCCGUCCACUUAAAGAACAGAUACGCAAAGCUCCGCACGUAGGGGCGAAAGUUUUAAUCAGAGUGCUGAAAGAAGUGGCUCCAGAUUUGGGUGACUGGGAAUUAACGAAUACUGAUGACUGAUCUGAAAUUUUUGGACUGCUAAUUGUAGCUUGAUUUAAUUCUCUUUAGAGUUAUGUUCACCAUGUUCUAGGUUUUAUAUAAUGUAUUUGUUAUUUUGUAAAUAAAACUAUUUUUGUUUUAAAAGUACUCUUUAAUAUAUCCUUGCACACAUGAAUUAGC